AUGGCCAAUGCUCCAGCGAUUCAGCAGCUUCAGACAUCCAUACCCUUGCAGCCUGGUAUCGUCAAUCCUCACAUAAUCACCAGCAGCAGCAGCAGCAGCAAGCAACAACAACUACAACAGCAGCAACAGCAGCAGCAGCAGACGAUCCAAUCCCAAGCUCCGUCAUCGGUUAUGCAACCUCAACAGCCUCCUCAGCAACAGCUUCAACAGCAACCACAACAGUCGCCUGCCCAAAUCCAACAACAUCUCCCGCACCAGUUCCAUCAGCAAAAAUCGCAGGUGGGGAUUCCACCUUUCCAAGUCGGCCAGCAAGGGGUCGGCGCCGAUUCCGCCACAACGUUGCAGCAACAUCAGUCCAACUUGAUAGCUUCCAACUUGCAAGAUUCCACCGCUUCCCAACCCAGCACUCAGCCCGGAUCGAGCCCGACGCCUUUGGGAUCUACUCAGGGCCAGCCUGUUGCGCAUCAGUUCGUCGAGAAUCUGAAGAUGGACGUUAUCAUUCAGCAGCACAAACGAAUGCAAAAACAGAGCCUCGCUUCCCAAAACAAAGCCAUGCCCAGCAACCCCAUGCAAUCGGGCAGCCAGGUAUCACAACCCUCUCCUCAGAUGGCCUCGCAAAUACUUGGCGCUUCUGCCAACCAGACUCAUCAGAAGCUGGGAGAUCUUACCGGAGGCAUGUCACCCUCGCCUCAAAUCUCAGCGAACAACCUUGUCGCUGCAUCGCUCAAGCCAAUUUUUCAGCAAAUUCCUCAAAAUGCACUCAUGGCUGGCUCGAUUGCACAAGUUGCGCCGCAACAGGCUCACCAGCACUCGCAGCAGUUUCAAGCUCACGUUCGCGCUCAGGCCCAGGCUCAAGCUCAAGCCCAAGCUCAGGCCCAGGCUCAAGCUCAAGCUCAAGCUCAAGCUCAAGCUCAGGCUCAGGCUCAGGCUCAGGCUCAAGCUCAGGCGCAGCCUCAACAGAUGUCGGCCCAUGCCCAAUUAUCUCAGCAGGGCCCGUUGGCGUCGCAGCAGAAUCAACAGAAUCAGCAAAAUCAGCAGCCCCAGCAGCUUCAACAACCUCAGCAGCCUCAACAACCGCAGCAGAAUCAGCAGCCUCAACAGACCCAGUCAUCGCCACAGCUGUUGCUGCAGCCGGGCCACGAGCAAUCCCAGUCGAAUGUCAUGCAGAAUGUCAUGCAGAAUGCCGUGCAGAAUGCCAUGCAGAAUGCCAUGCAGAAUGCCGUGCAAACGCCGGGGCUUACCAACCUCAAUACCGCAGCGACACCCAGCCAGUCGUGGGGAAUCGCUCAGUUGGGCCCCGUGCGACAAAAGAUGCAGAUACAAUUCUUCAACUUGUACCGAAGCAUGGUUGCUCCUGAUAGCCUGAGUCAACAAAUGAGCCAAGCUAUGCAGCGUCGCGCUUUGAUGAUUGAAAACUCGAUCUUUGAAAAGUCUGCUUCUGUUGAAAACUACAUCCAACAGGUUGAGGUGGCCUUGCGGAUGGAACAGCGUGACAUCCUGGCCCGUACCCAACGUAGCAAUGCCGCCGUGUCCGGCUCGGCCCCCGCACCUGUCUUUACACAAGUCCAAACCACUCAGCCUCUGGUACAACCCUCCAGCUCCAUAUCCCUACCCGGUGUGGUCCCGUCACCCACACCCCAGCCCUUCCAAUCCGAGUCCACGCCAGAGCUUCCCCAGGCUAUCUAUUCCCAAAGCAUGGCACCUACCACUCAGCCGCGCGCGUCCCCGAGCAUCGUAAAAUCACAGGUGUCGGUGGCUUCCCCGUCACUUGGUUCGGCCGCGCUUGCCGGCACACCAGUACCGGCCCCUGUUGCGGAUACUGUAGUUCCGGGCAUGGCGCAACCCUCCUUGGCCAAUCAUCAGGCUACUUUGAGCAUGAAGGCGCAGCUUGUCAACCUGGGGAUGUCGUUGCCCCAGCAACAACAGCUCCAGGAAAUUAUCAAUUUGUACAGACGCAAGAUUCCACUCAAUCCGAUGCAGCAACGAGUAAUGCAACAAUACUUUGCCCGUUUACAAGCUCAGAAUUUGGUAACCCUCAACCGGAUACAGCCAGAUCCUUCCCAGCCACAGCCACAGCCACAACAACAGCCUCAACCUCAGCCUCAGCCACAGCUACCCACUACACUGCUCACAUCCGUAACCACGGCUGCGAAUCCGACUCCGGCUGCGCUGACCGAUGUGGACCCCAUCGUCAAGGAGGAGUUUCAAAGGCAUGGCAAGGCGUCCACAUCUCAGAUGCCAUCGCCCGGCACAUUCAGCCAAGUACCACGGAUCACCGAGAAGAUUCUACCGGCUGAGGAGGCGCAGCUGGUCCAGGUUCGGGCGAUGACGAUUGCCGUCAAAGAGCUCGCUUUGGAAGGCAAAUACUCUUCGAUGCUCAUACAUAUCCAUGAAGCCCUGCCAGACAAAUUUUACAUCGAUUCUAAGGAGCUUCAGCGCUACUUUGCCAUGAUCACCGAAAUCAACUACAUCAUUGAGGCGUGCAAACGUCAGCGGCUUCAAGCCAGGCUGCCCGUUAAUGUGAUGCCUAUUCAGCUACACCCGCUGAUCACCGAAUACAGGCUUGGCGGCAGCAACGCAGUUCCGCCGGCUCCCGAAACGCGACAGCAAUCGGAUCUGGAGAAGGAAGCCCAUGAGCAUGUCCACAGCGUCAGUCAAGCCAUCCGACGCAGGGCUAUUCCAACCCCAAUUCCAGCACCCGAAUCGUCCAAAUCGACUAGUGCACCUCCACAGCCGGUACCGGCCCCGUCGAACGGCUUACUCGACACCUCGACACAGAACCCAGUCAACUCCAAGAUCGAAAGCUCCGUACUCAAAACCAAGCGCCAAUCAAGGCCCACGAAGGAUAGGCUAGCACACCAGGGCACUACCUCGGCGCUCGGAGUUCUUUCGGAUGAAUCGGGCCCUGUGGUCAAACCCGAGCCUGUCGUCAAACUCGAGCCUGUCGUCAAACCCGAGCGUGUCGUCAAACCCGAGCACGCCUCCAAGAACCAAGAUAGUACCUCUAUGGCCAUCAGUGACUUUGCUUCUCGCAUCGCACCCAUCCCGCCUGCACUGGUUAGUGGGACACCUUCGUUAGUUCCGGGCCCUGUUCUGCCCACGCCUUCGCUUGCCUCCGCCAGUCCACUCCCGGUACCGUUCCCGGCGCUCACGCCACCCCCGACAGCGACCCCGGGACUGGCAGCAUCGUCAAUUCUGCUGAUGGAUCCCAUGGACUCGUCGUCAAGUGUACCCCUUGUCAAUGAGAUCGGAAACAUCUUUGGCAGCGGUCCGGGUCAGGGUCUGCUUUCGGACGUGCCCGAAGACUUGAACCUCGACGAUGCAACAGAUGCCUACUUUGACUCGUUCAUCGAUUUUCCAGGCGAGGAUCUGUCUCAGGAUGGCGACACCAGCAACUCGCUGGCUGGAAUUGCCCUUGGAAAGCGCUCGGCAGAAGAGUUUGACCGCGGCGACAUAUCUAUGGGCCUCGAUCGAUCUGUGCGACAGCGGAUGCUUGAGACGAGUGGCAGCGACGUGCUAAGCCAUCUCGCCAACGGUAGCUACCUGUCCACCCCCAAGGAAGAGUCGUCAGCAACCUCGCCGAUGGCCUCCUCACUAGACCUGACCGACGAGCUCAACGAAUGUCGGGAAAAGUACGGCAUCGAAAGCGAGCUCAUCAACAACGAUGAACUGCUUCCGGACUCGGCAGCAAUGCAUACAGACCUGGAUGAUUCGGCCGACUCUGCGACGGUCGUGUGUCGAUCAAAGAGUCCCGAGUUCACGAUGAUCUUUCGCUUCGACAGCGUGCGCGAGUACAACCGCACGCAUUCCAAGUAUACUGUGCACGUCGAUGGAAGCUGUCAGUUUCCUUCGCCGGAGCAGCCAAAGAAUGCCUCUCUCAAGGGCCUGGUCGGCUUUGACAUUCAAACGCUUGCAACUCUGACCUCCGACGACCAGCUCGCUCAGAAAAUCGUGGAUCGUGGCCGGAAAAUGCGGUUGGAUGGCGACAGUCGGGUACUGGACAUUAUGAAGAUGGCAAUCCUGGAAAUCAACGAGAGCGCCAAGAAAUAG
Molecule: messenger RNA, 4050 nt
Organism: Polychytrium aggregatum
Lineage: Eukaryota; Fungi; Chytridiomycota; Chytridiomycetes; Polychytriales
Exons: 8
Coding region: 1-4050 (1349 amino acids)
Source: RefSeq, a predicted model, not a curated record